AUGGAUCAUACUAUUAAUAGUACAGGUAUUGACGCUGACGCUGACGCUGACAAUCACACUGAACACAAAAAGAAGUCUCCUCCUGAUACCGGUACUGGCAGUGACAAUUAUGACCCUUCCAAGGAAUCCAUGACGGUGGCAACCUCAAGCACCAAGGUUCAACCUGAGCUCUCAAACUCGAAUCUCUUUGCCUCCGACCAUACAGCAGAGUUUCCGUUGCCAGAGCCUCUGCCAGAGCCUCUGCUGAGCCCCAACAAUUAUCUGCCUCAUCAAAGCAGCAACAACGUGGGAGCCCAUGCCAUUCCAGGAUUCGGCCUCGUGGGAGCCUAUGCCGUGCAAGGAAUUGGCAGGGAAACAGAGGAAUCGAAACAACAAAAUGACGCACAGCCUCAUCCACAAGUACCCACUCCAGACGAGGAAUCUGGCUUGGUACAAGCUCAACCAGUACAAGACGAACCCAUCCGUAUGACUGCACAACCUGUAUACCAACAGGAACAACAACAGCAACCCAAUGGUAGGCAACGAUUCCUCAUAAUUGGAAUACCAUUGAUAAUUCUCCUUGUCUGUGUGGUGGUGGGAGUUUCUCUGGCUGUGGGUUUGGCCAAGAACGGAAACAAGGAUACAUCACUACAAGUGCCAGAUGACACUACGGGUGAAUUUGUGGAUUUGGCACUGGGCAAUGUGGACUUGUCAUUGUCAGCCAUUCAACCCAUCCAUAUUCCACCUGAAAUUUCCAUGUUGACUGGACUCCUCUAUUUGCACUUGUAUGAAAACGAAAUUCAUGGCAACAUCAUGGAAAUUCUCCCAACACAGUUGUUCCAAAUGACAUCCUUGCUAGAGAUUGGCCUAAGGAAGAAUGCAUUGACAGGUCAAAUUCCAAGUGAGCUUGGGCUGCUGACACGAUUAUAUCUGGUGGAACUGGCUGGAAACAAGCUGACUGGAAGAAUUCCCUCUGAGCUUGGAGCAACUGUUAUCUUAACCUUCAAGGUUUGCUGCAAUCAACUCACAGGAUCACUACCAAAUGAGUUGCUGGCUCCAGGAUUGGCCAACAUGGAUGAAUUCAAUGUUCAGCACAACAUGCUCACAGGAACAAUCCCAUCAGAGAUUUGGACCUCUUGGACCAAGCUUGUGGUGCUUCAAUUAGGGGACAAUCUCUUCUCUGGUCAAGGAAUACCCACCCAGCUCAAUGGCAGCCACUCUCUCCCUGAUCUAGUAGAGCUCGAUCUCUCUCACCUGCCAUUGCUGACCGGGUCUUUACCAACCUUCGAACUUGCAAACUUGGCUACCAACUUUAACCUGAGCAUUAUUGAGAUGGACAAGUCUCCUGGCUUGUUGGGGGAGAUUCCAGAGGAGCUUUGCUUCCUGCAAGAUCCAACCUGCUCCUUUGAAUUUUGGUGGUGGCCCACACCUCGCAACUGUUCUUUGACAUUUGAGUGCACACCCAACCUCUGUGGAUGUGAUUGCUUGUGCUAG
Seminavis robusta is the source of this 1473-nucleotide messenger RNA. The record is from the annotation of a GenBank genome assembly. Lineage: Eukaryota; Bacillariophyta; Bacillariophyceae; Naviculales; Naviculaceae.